Hippocampus comes (tiger tail seahorse) is the source of this 1677-nucleotide messenger RNA. RefSeq names its product CWC25 spliceosome associated protein homolog (gene cwc25). Gene Ontology annotation, cellular component: U2-type spliceosomal complex. The transcript has 9 exons. NCBI's taxonomy places the organism in Eukaryota, Metazoa, Chordata, Actinopteri, Syngnathiformes, Syngnathidae. The coding region runs from base 165 to 1367 and encodes 400 amino acids. The record is from RefSeq and is a predicted model, not a curated record. Gene Ontology annotation, biological process: mRNA splicing, via spliceosome.
ACCGGAAGCACAACAGUAACUGAGCAGGCAAACGGUGAGCACGUCGGCCUGAGCUUCUCGGCUUUCGUGUGAACGUCAAACUUUCGUUUACCACCGAUAUUUGGAAAAGGACUAUAUUCUUUAUUUUUCUUGUUCUCAUUAGUAACUAGAAGCAAGGUUUGAAAAUGGGAGGCGGCGAUCUGAAUUUAAAGAAGAGCUGGCACCCCCAGACUAUGAAAAACAUCGAGCGCGUUUGGAAAGCCGAGCAAAAACAUGAAUCAGAACGGAAGAAAAUCGAGGAGCUUCAAAAGGAGCUUAAGGAGGAAAGAGCCCGCGAAGAGAUGACGAGAUACGCCGAGGAAAGCGGUGCCAUCAAAAAGAAGGAUGAUCGUUUGGAUUGGAUGUACCAGGGCCCUUCCAAUCAGGUGUCCAGAGAUGAGUAUCUCAUGGGUCGCCCCAUUGACAAGCAGAUCACUGAUCAAUAUCAAGAGCCUGAAAGUGGCCCAUCAGCAGAGACUGGACUUCUUCCUGGCUCCAUCUUCAGCCCCAUUGCUGCUACCUCCAGCCUGGACAUGGCCGCCAAGAUCAGAGAAGACCCUCUUUUUGUAAUUAGGAAGCGUGAGGAGGAAAAGAAGAGAGAAGUCUUGACGAAUCCAGUGAAGAUGAAGAAAAUUAAAGAAAUGCUGCGCCAGAACCUCGACAAGAAAGACAAGAAAAAAAAGAGGAAGAAGGAUAAGAAGGAAAAGAAAGGAGACAAAGAGAAAAGAAAAGAGAAGAAACACAAGAGAAGCCACUCAAGUAUGAGUUCAGAUGAUGAUGAAGAAGACAAAAAAGACAGGUCACACUCACGAGAUGGAACUGCCUCUCACAACAAAUCUCAUUCCCAUCAUCUUCCUGGCUACGGCCUCCUGAUUCCUGCCGGAAAACAAUACCAGUCCUCCGCUUUGAAUCACUCAAGACGCCAUGAGAGGAGUCGAAGCCGAUCUCCCGCCAGAAAAAAUGGGGAAAUGCAUUCCUCUUCCUCACACCGAAGCGACAGGAAGAUGGAGGUCAGAGGUCGUAGCCCGCAGAGAGAACGUUACCAAAGGCAACGGAAUCAUGUGUCAAAGAAGCUCUCUGCAGAGGAGCUGGAGCAGAGGAGAAAGGAGAUGAUGGACCAGGCCAAGAAGAGAGAUGAGGACAGGGAGAAUAACAUGAGAAGAUAUAUGAAGCAAGAUGAGCAGGAAAAACAGCGGGAACAAAAUUCCAAGCAUGAACGCCAUGCUGGUUUUAUCCAUGACAUGAAGUUGGAGAGCGCUGCCACGUCAUCUUUGGAGGACAGAGUGAAGAGGAAUAUCCACUCCAUUCAAAGGACACCAGCUUCAUUGGACAAUUUCAUGAAGAGAUGAACAUGCACAAUACUGUAAAUACUGAUAUCCCGAUAUAUAUAUUUUUUAAACUAAUAGGCAAAAAGAACCAGAUUAUUUCAUGAAUAUACUGUACUUAGUAGAGGAUUGGAUGAUGAUGAACAAUAAGGCAAUAUCUGCGUAAAAUCCAUAUUCUGUACUGUAAAAUAAUUUUGUAGAAAACCUUUGCCGCUGUGUACACAUUGUAAAUUAUUCUUCUUCCAGUCAAAUGGAACAUCCAUUUGAUUGCUUUACUAUAACUGUUAUGUGUUUCUGCAAACAAACAUGAUUAAAAGAUUAUUCCCAGAAGUCA